UAAGCUGCACGCUGCAAAAUGUACCGCUCGGGCUCAGCCAUGGAUAGCUCGAGCUUGAGAUGAACGUAUACAGAGAGGCACGCCAACCCCCCCUCGUGACAUCUUCUUCUCAGCUCGCGAAAACCCAUUUCGCGGAGAGGGAGAAUGAACGGCGUCUACGGCCUCAUGCAGCAAUGGCAGCUGCUGCCUUCUUCCAAGUUCCUGCUGAGGAAUUCAAGGCACUUGCACGGGAAAUAUCUGUCACGUCGUGGCUGUGUCUAUCCAAUCGUGUGCUUUUGCAAGAGCUUGCAAACUAACGCUUAUGAGGUCGUGAAGGGAAGCUAUCUGCCUACCACCCAAACUGCACAAAAUCCGAAGUCCAAGGGUGAAGUGUCCAUUGAAAAUGAAAAUGUUGGUGCUUUUCAAAAGUUACCAAUGGUGAUGCCUUCAGUUGACAUUCUCUAUUCAUCUCUCAGGAAGGCAAAGAAAAUAGCAGCUACAAAAGGUAUCACAAAUGUUGCAAAAAGGGAAAGGAACAAGGGUGCAAAACAACUUGAUGCACUUAUGAAAGAGUUGGCGGCUCCCCUAAGAGACUAUGUGGAUAAUUUUCCUAAGAAAAAUUUGCACCCGUACGAAAGAUCACUAGUUGAACUGACCCUUGGAGAUGGAAAUUAUGAAGAGGUAUUGAUGAAAGUAGAUACUUUGAGGAAGAAGGUGAUAUCUGUGGGUAAAGAACAUGCUUCUCUCUGUGCUAAGUCCUUGUCCAAGAGAGAAGCAGAGGAAAGGUUGAAUCAGGGUAAAGAAAAACUUGAAGAAAUCUUUCAUCACGAAGGGAAGGCUAUCGACGAGUUGUUGGACAUCGCAAAGACAUUGAGGGCAAUGCCAGUAGUUGAUCUUAAAACCCCAACUCUUUGUCUUGUUGGAGCUCCGAACGUGGGAAAGUCCUCUUUGGUCCGUAUACUCUCGACAGGAAAGCCUGAGAUCUGCAACUACCCCUUCACCACACGAGGAAUUCUUAUGGGUCACAUUGCUUUAAACUACCAACGUUUUCAGGUGACAGACACCCCUGGUUUGCUAAGGAGACAUGAUGAAAACAGGAAUAAUUUGGAGAAGUUAACACUUGCUGUGCUAUCACAUUUGCCAACAGCAAUACUCUAUGUGCAUGAUCUCUCUGGAGAAUGUGGAAUGUCGGCUUCAGAUCAGUACUCGAUCUACAAAGAAAUCAAGGAACGGUUCAAUGAUCAACUCUGGCUUGAUGUUAUAUCCAAGAGUGAUCUGUUGCAAGAGUCCCCUGUUGUAUUUGUUUCUGAAGAUACAACAGUUGAUGACGAUGAGAUGGUCCAGUACAGGAAAGAAGGACCUGAUGGAGCAAUUCAUGUGUCUGUGAAGAGUGAACGAGGGCUCAAUGAGCUAAAGCAAAGUGUUCACAAGCUGCUAGUUGCUCAGAUAGACAGGAUUAAAAACGAAACAAGCGUCACAUGUCCAGAAAAUCUCAUAUAAAGGUUCUCUCAGAUUCAUCCUAUGGCAAAUCAGUCAAAGUGAGGGUUGCAUAUGUUAGAGGCUUUCUUAGUCUUUACCUCUUGGUGGGUUCCAAUGAAAGCAAGCGGCGAUUCAUGAACUGGUCAACUGUUUUACUUGGGUUUGCCACAAUCUGUCCGAGAUCACCCUUUGGUUCACUAACAAUGCUCAUGCAAGAGAACCGUCCAACACUAUCUGCUUCAGUGACCCUUCUCAAGGCCAUAUUAUUCGUGACCCUUCUCAUGGUCCCUGAUGAAAUUCGGUUCAUUGCAGGUUUGAAUUCUACUUCAAUUUUUGCCUUAGAAGAAAAAUCCUCACUAAUCCUUUGAUCAAUCGUGGAGGCAUCUAUACUUGCCAACGCUUUUGGAUACAACUCAAUCUAUGUAUUCUGUACGGUAGCUAUGGUUGUGUUGUAGCUCUGGUGCGCUAGAGCCAUGGUCAGCUGGCGCUGCAAUAUAAAAUUUUGUAGCUUAUAUGUUUGGCAAUAUAUAUUUUACAGCUGCAGCACCUCAAAACUGAGUGAAGUAACUUCCUAAAAGCCGUUUUAAGGUAGAACUGAAGGUGCCCUAGCUAUUAGGAGUAUGUCGAAGAUCUUAUAAAUGCGAGCACAUCCCUUUACAGAGCUGAAGCUGUUGUAGGAACAAUGUACCGAACAUUCUUUUAGUACAACUUUCCUCAUUAUGAUCGA
This is a messenger RNA of Eucalyptus grandis, 2185 nucleotides long. RefSeq names its product nucleolar GTP-binding protein 1-like. NCBI's taxonomy places the organism in Eukaryota, Viridiplantae, Streptophyta, Magnoliopsida, Myrtales, Myrtaceae. Gene Ontology annotation, molecular function: RNA binding; GTP binding; GTPase activity. Gene Ontology annotation, biological process: ribosomal large subunit biogenesis. The record is from RefSeq and is a predicted model, not a curated record. Gene Ontology annotation, cellular component: nucleolus.